This is a messenger RNA of Striga asiatica, 1177 nucleotides long. NCBI's taxonomy places the organism in Eukaryota, Viridiplantae, Streptophyta, Magnoliopsida, Lamiales, Orobanchaceae. The record is from the annotation of a GenBank genome assembly.
AUGUAUCAAGAAUCUCUCCUCUACAAAGCUCCGAAAAUCAUGAUUCGAAUAUGGCUGUCAGAAAAUCGGGUUGCACUCGAGGAUGCCUUUGUGUUUAUUGGAUUGUUGGCCGUGCAGUUUCUUUAUGCAGGGAAUUCAAUCUUGCUGAGUUACAUCUUGAAAUUCAGGUCUCUGUUCAUGAAGGGAACUAGUCUCACUUCACCAGCAAUGGCUACAGCAAUGCCGAAUCUUGCACCGGGACUUAUAUUUAUCAUUGCCUGGGCAUCGAGACUAGAGAAAAUAGAGCUAGGAUGCAUUUACAGCCAAGCCAAAAUCAUCGGGACUUUGCUGUGUGUAUUUGGGGCCGUAACAAUGAGUCUCAUGCAGAGUAUCGUGCAACGCAACACAGCUAAUGAUUCCCCACCAGCAGCAGGCGAGAAGAGUGUUGCUUUAGACAAUCAAACUAUUAUCGGCUGCAUAUAUCUCAUUGCAGCAGUUCUUGUUCUGUCGAGCCAAGUUGUUCUACAGGCUAUUACUCUUCAUGAUUUUCCGGCUCCAAUAUCUUUGUGCGCAUUGACUUCACUGAUUGGUGGGCUAACGACAGCAAUAUUCGAGAUUUUUGAGGAUCACAAAACCGAGCAUGCGGGAUGGCCUUUAUUGACCGUUCAAGAAAUGGUUCUCUAUGCCAUAUUCGCAGGCAGUGUGAGCGGGAUGUGCGUGAGCAUGAAUGCAUGGGCAAUGAAGAAAAGAGGUCCGGUUAUUGUGUCGAUAUUCAAUCCUCUUGGAACAGUCAUUUCCACUAUCUUCUCCGUCAUCACAUUGAAACAAUCCAUUUGUGUAGGAAGUCUUGGAGGCAUGUGCCUGAUGUUCAUCGGUCUCUAUUGCGUGCUUUGGGCUAAAAGAAAGGAAGGUUUUUCCGUUGCAGGCGAAAGCUCACUGGAAACCGAUCCCGACCUCGAGAAGCUUCUAUUAGCUUGAAUUUUUUAGCUGAGGCCAACUUUAUGUACAUACAAUAGUCAGUGUAUAUAGUAAAUGGUAUACAUGCAAACUUUGCCUCUGUUAGAAAUUAAAUGAGGUCUUCACUCUGUAAAAGUUUUGUUUAUGUGGAAUAUAUUUGGCAAGAAAGUAUAGGUGUCUAACGGUUAGACAACAUAACGUGAUAUACAUCGCUCUAUACUUCACACCCAAUUCAACAUAC